AUGGGGAACGCUGAUGCCAUAAGCAGACUACCCCUCGAGGCAGGUUCGGAUGACAAUCCUGACCCGAAUCCGCCUGAAGUCCUGCUGCUAGAGGCGGUACAGGACGCCCCUAUGCGUGCGGAACAGAUUGCAAUAGAAACAGAAAAGGACGCUAUUCUCGGCAAGGUACUCAACUGGACAGAGAAAGGAUGGCCUGAGUCAGCAAUAAAGGACCAAUCAUUUCAACCGUUUCAAGUUCGGUGGAACGAGCUGUCACUCCUGAAAGGUUGCAUCCUCUGCGGGAACAGAGUAGUUAUACCACCGACACUGCAGGCAAGCGUUAUGAGUACGCUUCACGCAGGGCAUGUCGGAAUAGUGAGAACGAAGGCAUUAGCAAGGAGUUACGUGUGGCGGCCAGGUAUUGACAGCGAUAUUGAAAACACGGUCAGCAGUUGCUGGUCCUGCCAGAUGACGCGCAACAUGCCGCCACGAGAAGCUCCGCACCCAUGGAUUCCGCCGUCCAGACCUUGGUCACGGGUUCAUCUCGACUACGCAGGACCUUUCUAUGGACGAAACUUCCUGGUGGGAGUGGACACUUACACACGUUGGCCGGAGGUGACACAGGUGUCGUCGCUCUCCGCAACAGAGCUCAUCAAACAUUUGCGACGGAUGUUCGCUACUCACGGACUUCCGGAAGUGAUUGUCACAGACAAUGGCACAAGCUUCGCGUCAGCCGAGAUGCGAGGAUUCACGAAACUAAAUGGGAUUCAACACGUCUUCACGCCAGUCUACCAUCCAGCUUCUAACGGCUCCGCAGAACGCAUGGUACAGACCGUAAAGUCUGGUCUUUCAAGACUGCAAGGGAGCGACUGGGAAUGGGGGUAG
This is a messenger RNA of Ornithodoros turicata, 864 nucleotides long. RefSeq lists its product as uncharacterized. The record is from RefSeq and is a predicted model, not a curated record. Gene Ontology annotation, biological process: DNA integration. Gene Ontology annotation, molecular function: nucleic acid binding. Bases 1 to 864 code for a protein of 287 amino acids. NCBI's taxonomy places the organism in Eukaryota, Metazoa, Arthropoda, Arachnida, Ixodida, Argasidae. The transcript has a single exon.